Pseudomassariella vexata is the source of this 666-nucleotide messenger RNA. RefSeq lists its product as uncharacterized. The record is from RefSeq and is a predicted model, not a curated record. Bases 1 to 666 code for a protein of 221 amino acids. The transcript has 2 exons. Gene Ontology annotation, molecular function: oxidoreductase activity. Lineage: Eukaryota; Fungi; Ascomycota; Sordariomycetes; Amphisphaeriales; Pseudomassariaceae.
AUGGGAGGAAGAACGAGCAUCGGUCGCGGUGUAAUCGAAGCGUCCAUCGAAUCUGGCGCCCGUAUCACCGUCUCCAGCUCAUCACAGCAUAGCGCAGACUCUGCGGUAUCUGAGAUCAAGACCCUCUACCCGUCGGCAGAUAUUGCAGGGCUCAAGUGCGACCUGUCCAAAAUCACCGUUGAAGAAGACCUCGAGGCGCUCUUCAACGAAGCUGGUCCAGUUGACCACAUCGUUUUCACAGCCGCCGAUGUACUGGCCCUGGGCGUCGCCGUCCGUCAUCUACCUAAAAGCAGCGAGUCCAGCCUCACACUCACGAUGGGCAGCAUAGCGGACCAUCCAGCUCCUAACUGGGCCCUCGUCGCAUUUUUGGCCACUGGACUGAUGGGCUUGACUUGUAAUCUGGCACUUGACCUGAAGCCGGGCAGAGUCAAUGCUGUUAAGCCUGGGUUUGUCAACACCGGACUGUGGGAUGCGCACAUGAUGCAAGACGAGAAGUUAGCUAUGAUGGAGGGUAUUGGGAAGAAGAUGCCCGUCGGGAAAGCAGGGCAAGUGGAAGAUGUGGCCGAGGCGUAUUUACAUGUCGUGAAGGACAAGAAUUGCACUGGGGAGAUUAUCAAGACCAGGAGCGGGCAGCAACUGUUUUAUAUGCCGGACAAAAUUAAAUAG